AUGGCAGAAGCUCUAGAACAGAUGAUCCUGCCCGCGGUGAACCGCCACCUCGUCGACACGGGCGAGCGCGCCGAGCAGGUCAUCUCGCAGCUCAUGGUCUCCAUGGUGCGCGAGGGCCAGGUCGCCGUCGACUGCGAGUGGGGCGCGAACGCCGCGCACGAGGGCGCGUCGUUGCUCCAGUUGGCGACGCGCGGCCUCGUCGUCUUGGUGGACCUGCUCGCGCUGCCGACGACGCCCGCCGUGCACAAGCUCCUCGCCGACGUCGCGGACCUCGCCUUCGCGAGCCGCCACGUCGUCGUGCUGGGCUUCGACGGCGAGGCCAACGACCUGCCCCACCUGCGGGCCGCGUGGCGCCGGCGCGGCCUCGUCUUCCCCGCGCGCGUCACGCGCUACGUCGACGUGCGCGUCGCCUGCGCCAGGGCCGGCGGCUGGGAGGCGGACUACGACGAGCUGCGGGGCUACGGCCUCGCGGAGUGCGCCGCCAAGUUCCUCGGGCGGCGCCUCGACAAGUCGCCGCGCGACCUCGACUGGCGACGGCGCCCGCUGACCGAGGCGGCCGUCGCGUACGCGGCGCUGGACGCCUACGCGCUGCUGCAGCUCUACGACCGGCCCGAGGUGGCGUCGGCCGUGGAGCGCGAGCGCGGCGUCGCGGAGCGGUCGCGGUCGCCGCCGCCGCGGCCCGCGGCGUCGCCGCCGCCGCCGGCCGACGGCUGGGGCACGCCGUCGUCGCACGCGGGCGGCUGGGGCCGCGCGUCGCCGGACGCGGGCGCGUGGGGCCGCGCGCGGAGCCGGUCGCCGGACGCGCGGGGCCGGUCGCCGGACCGCCGCGUCGCGUGGAGCCCGACGGCGUCGUCGUUCCAGUCGCCGCAGAGCGACAGCGACGCCGAGGACGCGCGCCGGGCCGAGUUCUACGGCGCGCUCCGCGACUGGCUCGAGAAGGACGUGCUCGACGCGGACGGCUACGAGCACGCGCUCAACGUGGGCAAGAACCGGCCGCUCCCGUGCCCCCUGCGGCCCCACUCCUACGGCACGCUCCGCGUCGUCCGCGCCUGCCGCUGCCGCGGCGGCAACCGGUCCUUCGACGGGUCGUCCUUCGAGGACAAGCUCCUGCGGCUCGGGGGCCACUGCCGCGCCGCGGCCGCGCCGCCCGCGUCCGACCCGGGCCACGCGCUGCUCUUCAACUGGCUCAAGGCGCGCUACGGCUCCACGGCGCUCAGGGCGCUGCCGCCCCUGCCGACCGCGGACGACGACGGCGACGACGACGACGAGGCCGCGGGCGAGCCCGCGGCGGCGCCGCCGCCGCCGUCGACGUCCGCGCGGCUCGUCCACGCGACCUCGACGUUCCUCGCGCGCUGGCCCGCGGAGGUGCCGCGCGCCUGCGCCCCGAAGGCGGCCUGCGACGUGUUUCCGUUGUUGGCCAUGGUCCCGGCGAAGGCGCGGCCCGGCGUGACCGCCGCGCUCGAGGCGCGCGACGCGGAGGAUCCCUACGGCGCGCUCGUCGACGUCAAGCUCGCCGCGGGGCGGCCGCCGCGGCUCCAGUUCGGCGGGGCGAACCCGGCGGUCGUCACCGUCGGCGGCGCGCCGCUCCUGACGGCCGAGGACCUCGCGCGGGCUUGCGCGCCGCUCACGUUCGACGCGGCGACAGAACGCGCGGCGCUCCCCGGCCAGCUCCACCGCGUCUCGCGCGUGCUGCACCGCGGCGCCGUCGCGGCGCUGAGUUUGAGAGUUGGCCGCCACGUGGCCGGCGCCGCGCACCGCCUGAGCGACGUGCUCCGGCGCGGCGAGUCCGUGCUGUUUCUGGGCGCGCCGGGCGCGGGCAAGUCGACGGCGCUCCGCGACGCGGCGGCGCUCGUGGGCGCGUACCGCGAGCGGCACGCGCCCGUCGGCGACUGCUGGGUCGUGGAUCAGAGCCUGGAGCUCGGCGGCGACGGGCUGGCGGCGCACGCGAGCCUCCGGCCGGCGGAGCGGUACCCGUGCCAGGGCGAGGCGCUCCACGAGGCCAUGCUCCGCGUGCUGCGGAACCACACGCCCGCGGCCAUCGUCGUCGACGAGCUCGUGGACCGCGCGGCGGCCCUGGCGGCGGCGGACGUGGGCAAGCGGGGCGUCCAGCUCCUCGCGUCCGCGCACGCGUGGGAAAAGGGCGCGACGUCCGCGCACGCGCGGUCGCUCGCGGAGCUCGUCGACGACGCGGCGCUCGCGCCCGUGCUCGGCGACUUCGAGAUCGUGACGCUGAGCGACCGCGAGGCGGCGCGGCGCGCGAAGACGCAGCGCGACCCGCGCAAGGUGCGGCGCCAGCGCGUGCGCAACGCGACCUUCGGCUGCGUCGUCGAGCUCCGGCCGCGGUCCCCGGGCCGGCCGGGCGAGUGGUCCGUCGUCCUCGACGUGAACGCGGCCGUCGACGCCAUCGUCGAGAACGGCGCCUACGACGCCCAGGCCCGCUUCUACGACGCGGCCCACGACCUCUCCGCCGAGCCGCGCAGCAUGUGGGCUCUCCCCGCCGCCCUCGCCGUCGGCGUGGUCCUCGAGCGCGCGGGCUGCCCGCUCGUCGUCACGAGUGCGAUCGCGGCGCUCCUCGCGCUGACGUCCUACCUCGGGGAGCGGCGCGCGGCGUCGCUCGCGGCGGCCCGGAAGGAGCGCGAGGCCGAGGACCUGGACCAGCGGUUCCGCGAGGCGGCGCUCGCGAGCGGCGUCAAGAUCUCGCCCCGCGAGAAGAUCCUCCUCGAGGAGCUGGACUGCCGCACGUGGCUGGACCAGGCGCUGACGACGGUCUGGGCCACGUACCACGCGAAGAUCAGCGGCUGGCUCGAGGGCGUGUUGGCCGGCGUGCUCGACGGCCUCGUGCCCUUGGGACCCAUCGACUCGUUCACCUUCAAGACGUUCCAGCUCGGCGCGGCGGCGCCGCGCGUGCGCCGCGUCGUGCCCGUGCGCCUCGCGGAGGACGGCGUCGUCAUGCUCGACCUCGACGUCGACUGGCGCGGGUCCGGCGUCGACGUCGACCUGUCCGCGCGGCUCGGCGGCGGCUGGAUCGGCGCGUCCGUGCCCCUGGGCCUGGACCACGUGUCCUUCAAGGCGACGCUGCGCGUGCGCUGCGUGCUCGGCGACCGGUCGCCGUUCGCGGCGCUGGUCGACGUCGCGUUCGCGCGGAAGCCGGAGGUCCUGGACUUCGGGCUCUCGGUGAUCUCGGGCGACAUCACGGGCCUGCCCUCCAUCCCGGCGCUCGUGUCGAACGCGCUCGAGGGCGUCAUCGACGGCCUCAUGGUCUGGCCGCGGCGCCUGUCGUUCCCGCUCGACGAGUGGUGGCACCCCUGGGACGUGCCGCCGGCCGUGGCGCACGGCGUGCUGCGGCUGACCGUGGACCGGGCGCGCGACCUGCCCGGCGCGGACCUCGACGGCAAGUCGGAUCCCUUCGUCGUCGUCGAGGUCGGCGGCGCGGACGCGGGUGGCGGCUUCGAGGCGCGCGAGACGCUGCGCACGGCGACGAAGUCGAAGACGCUGAACCCGACCUGGGACGGCGAGGUCUUCACGCUGACCAUCGCGGACCCCGCCGUCGACCGCGUCCGCAUCUCCGUGUUCGACUACGACCUCGGCGGCGAGCCGGACCCGCUGGGCUCCGCGUGGCUCGGCGGCCGGCUGCUGCGGGACCUGGCCCGCGGGUCCACGCGCGCCUUCUGGCUGCGCCUCGAGCCGCCGUCCAAGGGCGCGGGGAAGCUGCGCUACGGCGGCGCGGGGCCGCCGCGCGUGCGGCUCGAGGUCGCCUACGGCGCGCUCCUCCCGGCGGCGGCGGACUUCCCCGCCGUCGGCGAGGAGGGCGCGGCGCCGACCCCGACGUCGCCGCGCCGCGCGCGGAGCGAGUCGCUCGCCGCCGCGGGGCCCUGCGCCGUCGAGGCCGCGCUCGGCGCGGCCGCCGCGGCCGGCCUCCGGACGCGCGGCCGCGCGCUCCUCAAGCGGGGCGCCAUCCUCAAGGAGGGCUUCGGCGGCUUCAAGCGCUGGUCGCACCGCUGGCUCGAGCUCGAGCUCGAGCUCGACCUGACCGCGGACGGCUUCCGGCGAGCACCAGUGCUCGCGGCCGCGCUCCGCUACGGCAAGCCCGCGUCCACGGACGACGCCGAGGCCGCGCGCGGCGAGGUGCGGCUCUCGCCCGACGCCGCCGUGUCCAUCCUCGAGGAGAAGAAGAAGCAGGCCGUCGUCGAGGUGAGGACGGGCGCGUCCAAGCCCUGGCGCUUCGCGCCCCUCGACGCCGACGCGUCGUCGUGGGUCGCGGCGCUCGAGGCCGCGUCGGCGGCCCUGGGCCUCGACGGCGCGGCGCUCCGGUCCGCGGGCGAGAACGGCGACGCCGUCGACCUCUACUCGGGCGCGACGGUCGUCGUGGAGAUUUUGGAGGCGCGGGGACUGACGGCGGCGGACGACGACGGGCUGAGCGACCCCUACGCCGUCGCGCGAUUAGGCGGCGAGACGUUCUCGACGCGGACCAUCAAGCACACGCUGGACCCCCAGUGGUUCGAGAGCCACGAGUUCUGCGGCGGCGUCGCGCUGGGCGAGAGCCGCGGCGAGUACGCGGACUUCUCCGCCGACGGCGCGACGUUGCGCGUCGACGUCUACGACGCGGACCCCCACGGCGCGAGCGAGCACCUGGGCGCGGCGACCUUCCCGCUGCGCGACGUCGACGACGCCGUCGGCGGCGCGGUCUGGGCGCCGCUCGCGGCGCCGCCCGGCCGCGCGGGCGCCGCGGGCGACGUCCGGCUCCGCGUCACGCGGCGCGCGUUCGCCGCGCGCGCGCUGGACCGGCCCAAGCAGAUGGCCGGCGGCGUCGGCACGGCGGCGACCGUGCUGCGCGCGGCGAACAUCUUCCGGAGCAAGGCGAAUACGCCGGACCGCGUCUCCUGCCUCUCGGCGAUGGGCGCCUCGCGGCGCGUGGACGACAGCGACGACGACGACGACGACGGCACGCCGAAGCGCACGGCGUGCGUGAACUUCCGGCGGCGCAGCGGCGACGGCGGCGGCGUGGAGCCCGUGCCGGAGGCCAUGACGCGGUGA
Aureococcus anophagefferens is the source of this 5034-nucleotide messenger RNA. RefSeq lists its product as hypothetical. NCBI's taxonomy places the organism in Eukaryota, Pelagophyceae, Pelagomonadales, Pelagomonadaceae. Gene Ontology annotation, molecular function: nucleic acid binding; 3'-5' exonuclease activity; ATP hydrolysis activity. Gene Ontology annotation, biological process: nucleobase-containing compound metabolic process. The record is from RefSeq and is a predicted model, not a curated record. Bases 1 to 5034 code for a protein of 1677 amino acids. The transcript is spliced from 6 exons.